Molecule: messenger RNA, 504 nt
Organism: Cinclus cinclus
Lineage: Eukaryota; Metazoa; Chordata; Aves; Passeriformes; Cinclidae
Gene: RARRES2
Product: retinoic acid receptor responder 2
Exons: 4
Coding region: 1-504 (167 amino acids)
Biological process (GO): regulation of lipid catabolic process; inflammatory response
Molecular function (GO): signaling receptor binding
Source: RefSeq, a predicted model, not a curated record
AUGAGGCUCCCGGUGUCCCUGUGGCUGCCGCUGGCCCUGGGGGUGGCCGCGGUGGCCGCGGUGGCCGCGGGCCAGUCCCCGCUGCAGCGGCGCGUGGUCCGGGAUGUGCUGGAAUAUUUCCACGGGCGCAGCAAUGUGCAUUUCCUCUUCAAGGAGCGGGACGUGGACGGGGUCAUCGAGCGGGAGGACCCUUCGGGGACGUUCGUGCAGCUCCGCCUGAGCCUGGCACAGACGGGGUGUCGGAAGCGAGCGCCUCAGCGGCACUGCCGGGUGCUGGAGAGCCGGCGGAAGCCGAUCUGCCUGGCCUGCUACAAGUUCGACACCAGCGAUGUCCCCAAGGUGCUGGACAAGUACCACAACUGCGGCCCCAGCCACCACCUGGCGGCCAAGGAGAUCCGCCAGCGGGACGAAGCUGAGUGCCGGGCGGUGGAGGAGGCCGGGAAAGGCGGGGACAUGCUGUACCUGCCCGGAAUGUUCGCCUUCUCCCGGGGGCUGCCAGCCUAG